GCCUCCGAUGUGGGGUACCCACUGUGACCCGUCUCCCUGACACCUAGGGGGUGGUGUAUUCCAAACCCUGCUGGGGUUUUGGCAGUUCUGAUGGACCCAGUGGAGUGUUGCCACCCAGUGGAGCCCAGAUGAGGAAGUUUCUUUGCUCAGAGGAAGAAGUGAAAAUUGAUUGGUAUUGCAUUAAAUCUUGCUCUCAUAUUUUACAAAGGCAGAACAGUGCAUUGUCUGCAGGUUCGAUUGUUGAAAGCUGACGGUUAAAUUUGAUAAACAGUAGUGCUUUGAAUACUUUGUGGUUGAUAGUGCAUAUCUCAACGUGGACAGGUGGGAAUGUUUUAGCUUCCUUGUUGUGCCUGAUUGAGGACUUGGGAAUCCACUGGCUGUAGCUCUGACUAAUGAUGCAUUUGACUCCAGUGCUUUCAGAGCUUUGGUAGCGGAGCCCUCUAGUUGGCUCAGUCACAAAUCCAGGGAAGCUUUGGCAGCAUGUGAAGCUCAGUCACAAAUCCAGGGAAGCUUUGGCAGCAUGUGAAGCUCAGUCACAAAUCCAGGGAAGCUUUGGCUGCAUGUGAAGCUCAGUCACAAAUCCAGGGAAGCUUUGGCUACAUGUGAAGCUCUGGAUGAUUUUAAUGCUAGCUUUGUCUAUCUGAAUGGACUAGAUCAAUUGCACACUUUGACUGCUUUUCAGACUUUUUUGCCUGAGACUGUUCAUACAACAAAUGUGCUACAGAGUCAGUGAUAUCAUGAUCGAGUCUGGUGUUGUAUGAGAUACAGCCUGCUAUAUAAGAGUCUGGUGUUGUAUGAGAUACAGCCUGCUAUAUAAGAGUCUGGUGAUGUAUUAGAUACAGCCUGCUAGCUAUAUAAGAGUCUGGUCUUGUAUUAGAUACAGCCUGCUAUAUAAGAGUCUGGUGUUGUAUGAGAUACAGCCUGCUAGCUAUAUAAGAGUCUGGUCUUGUAUUAGAUACAGCCUGCUAGCUAUAUAAGAGUCUGGUGUUGUAUGAGAUACAGCCUGCUAUAUAAGAGUCUGGUGUUGUAUGAGAUACAGCCUGCUAUAUAAGAGUCUGGUGUUGUAUUAGAUACGGCCUGCUAUCGAAGAGUCUGGUGAUGUAUGAGAUACAGCCUGCUAUAUAAGAGUCUGGUCUUGUAUUAGAUACAGCCUGCUAGCUAUAUAAGAGUCUGGUGUUGUAUGAGAUACAGCCUGCUAUAUAAGAGUCUGGUGUUGUAUUAGAUACAGCCUGCUAUAUAAGAGUCUGGUGUUGUAUGAGAUACAGCCUGCUAUAUAAGAGUCUGGUCUUGUAUUAGAUACAGCCUGCUAUAUAAGAGUCUGGUGUUGUAUGAGAUACAGCCUGCUAUAUAAGAGUCUGGUGUUGUAUUAGAUACAGCCUGCUAGCUAUAUAAGAGUCUGGUGUUGUAUUAGAUACAGCCUGCUAUAUAAGAGUCUGGUGUUGCAUUAGAUACAGCCUGCUAGCUAUAUAAGAGUCUGGUGUUGCAUUAGAUACAGCCUGCUAUAUAAGAGUCUGGUGUUGCAUUAGAUACAGCCUGCUAUAUAAGAGUCUGGUGUUGUAUUAGAUACAGCCUGCUAUAUAAGAGUCUGGUGUUGUAUUAGAUACAGCCUGCUAUAUAAGAGUCUGGUGUUGUAUUAGAUACAGCCUGCUAUAUAAGAGUCUGGUGUUGUAUUAGAUACAGCCUGCUAUAUAAGAGUCUGGUGAUGUAUUAGAUACAGCCUGCUAUAUAAAGAAUACACAGAAUUGUAAACAAUGUAGUAAAAAAAGAUAAUGGACUGUAUGAAUGUCAUCACUGUUUCAAACAGCCCUGCGUCUCAAAUUGCACCCAAUUCACUACGUAGUGAGCUAUUUUUGACCAAGUCCCAUAAGUCUCUGGUCAAAAGUAGUGCACUAUAUAGGGAAUAGGGUGCCAUUUGGGACAUAUAGAAUUAGAAAACGUAGAUAUGUUUUGUUGGCAGCUGGAUCAAAACAUGUACUUCCGGGAAUUUAUCCUGAAAUGUAGGUAACCUAAAAAUAGAAGGAGAAUGAGAUGAAAAAAAAAUGUGUAGGAGCUGAAGUAACAAAUGCUGAGGGGGUUGAGAUGGAGCGUAAGCCUGGAGCACAAUAAAUUCAUUGUUUUAUUUUUUCAAGUUUUCCUGGAAUCCAAUGUUCUCCAACCGUGAAUAAUCAAAUCCAUCUUUUUUUCCAGUGAGUACGUAGCGGCUCUAAACAACUGAAGAAAUGGCUGUCGUGAGUGGAACGUUCCGUAUGGUGUCAGAGGAGGAGCAGGCUCUCAGGGCCAAGCUUGAGCGCCUCACGGUCAAGGACCACGGUCCCGUGUUCGGACCCUGCGCCAAGCUGCCUGACCACACAGUGCAGAAGGCCAAGGAUGAGUUGAAUGAGACAGACGAGAAGCGGGCGUUGGCGGUCAAGGAGCUGAGGGGAAUAAUCAAGAAAACGGCGGAUGCUGGGGACGACCUGGCCAAGGGGGUGCUGGAAACCUUCAGAGAGAAGCCUGACGGCAUGCUGGUCCGCUUCAUCCGCGCCAGGAAAUACGACGUGCCCCGAGCCUUUGACCUCAUGAAGGGUUACGUGCGCUUCAGGAGAGACUACCCUGAGCUGUUUGAGAACCUGACCCCCGAGGCUGUCCGCAGCACCAUCGAGGCCGGCUACCCAGGCAUCCUGUCCAGCAGAGACAAGUACGGCCGUAUCGUGCUGCUCUUCAACAUCGAGAACUGGGACUACGAAGAGAUCACCUUCGACGAGAUCCUCCGUGCCUACUGUGUAAUCCUGGAGAAGUUGCUAGAGAACGAGGAGACUCAGAUCAACGGUUUCUGCAUCAUUGAGAACUUCAAGGGCUUCACCAUGCAGCAGGCCUCCGGCAUCAAACCCACUGAGCUCAAGAAGAUGGUGGACAUGUUGCAGGACUCCUUCCCUGCCCGUUUCAAAGCGGUCCAUUUCAUCCACCAGCCCUGGUACUUCACCACCACCUACAACGUGGUCAAGCCACUCAUGAAGGGCAAGCUGCUGGAGAGAGUGUUUGUCCACGGAGACGAGCUGGACAACUACUACAAGGAGUUUGACGCCGACAUCCUGCCUUCCGAGUUCAACGGCAAGAACUCCAAGUACGACGGCAAAGCCAUAGCAGCCAAGCUGUUCGACUGAACACCCCCUCCUCACCAUCCGCCACUCCUCCAACCAGACUGGGACCUCCACACAAAACACAGACAGAAACUAUGAAAAACAUAGGAGUGUGGCUUUAUUAGAAAAUAAUGUAAAAGAUGGGUGUGGUAUUGUACUGUUGUUGUUUUCCAAGAGUUAUUAAGUAUUAAACACCCAACAAAGCCCUCCCAACAGCACAGAGAGGACUAUAUAGCCUUGGCUCAGGCCUUACCUGAGACACUUAACAGCCCUAACCAUGGAGCUUUUCUCUGUGUAACCCAUGUCUGCAACCUGGACUCAGGGGUAGAGGUAACAUAGAGUAAAUGUAAAAAUGGGACUCUCCAAUUCGUAUGGUAUGGUAUGUAUUAAUUUGUGGAUGUCCAUCAUACAUUUCGUGUGAUAUGUUACGAAUUACAAAUUGUAUGAUAUGUUACGAAUUCCAAUUUGUUGUGGCUAUCGUUAGCUAGGUGGCGAACACUAAAUUUAGCUGGGUGGCUAACGUUAGCUAGGCUAGGGGUUAAGGUUAGGAGUUAGGUUAAAGGGUUAAGGAUAGGGUUAGGGGAAGGGUUAGCUAAUAUGCUUAGUAGUUGCAAAGUAACAUGCUAAUUAGCUAAAAUGCUAAUGUUGUCCGUGAUGAGAUUGGAACAUACAACCUGUGGGUUGCUAGACGUUCACGUCAUACGCCACCCAUCCACUCUGACCAAUCGCCCUACAGUAACCUUCUGUCUUAUGUAACCAUACCAAACUUAACAUAUAUAUAUAUUAAUAUAUAUCAUACAAAUUUGAGCUUCGCGGAUUUACAUUUACUAUGUUACAUCCAAUCUAUGAGACCAGGCUGAUCCUCAGGGUGAUACAAGGCCAUGAAUCAAACAAGUGCCUGUCUCUGUUUGUUUUUGACCGAGCUUAGAGAUGAAUAUCAGCACUUUUAUCCUCUGUGGAUCAAUGCAGAGGCAUGAGCAUGUCACCACAAUGUGGACAAUAAACUGUGGGGAACGAACGAUGAAGGAUGAACAUUUCUGUUCACCUUGGUUUGCAGGAUAUUAGCACACAAACACAGGUUAGCAAGGCAUACACAAUAAAAUCCCCCUCCCCACCCAUAACUGUAUUGUGUUGUGCUCACCCUAAUUUAACCCUAACCAAAAAACACAUGUGAUGACUUAAUACAUCAUGCCAAGUUGGGAUUCUACACUCUAACGACAUCAUUGUACAUCUAUAAGUGUUGUAAACAAAACAAAGGAAAAAGACAAACAGAGGAAUAAUUCCAUAGGGAAAGAUGAGGGGGCGGGGCUAGUUAUGUUAUGACCUUAGUUACAUUUACAUUACAUUUUAGUCAUUUAGCAGACGCUCUUAUCCAGAGUGACUUACAGUAGAGUGCAUACAUUUUAUUACAUUUUACAUACCGUAAUUGCUGGACUAUUAAGCGCACCUGAAAAUAAGCCGCACCCACUGAAUUUAAUUUUUUUUUUUUUUUUGUACAUAAAUAAGCCGCACGUGUCUAUAAGCCGCAGGUGCCUACCGGUACAUUGAAACAAAUGAACUUUACACAGCCUUUAAACGAAACACGGCUUGUAACAAAAAUAAAUAGGCUUUAACGAAACACGGCUUGUAACAAAAAUAAAUAGGCUUUAACGAAACAGGCUAGUAACAUUUUUUUUUUUUUAAAUAGCAGUAAACAAUAGCCUACCAAGAAAGUCCUUGGUCACUAUCUUCCUCCUGUGCACUGAAACCACUGAAGUCAUCUCCUUUGGUGUCGGAGUUGAAUAGCCUCAGAAUUGCUUCAUCCGAUGUUGGAUCGUUUUCAUUGCGCUCUCCUCACUUUCAUCCGGAGGCAAACUCAUCCAAGCCUCAUUUUCUAGUUCGGGCCAUCUGCUUUUCUUUCCUCUGAAAACUUUUGUUGUCUUUUUGCACUAAGUCAGUUUCUCACGCUGCUGUUUCCAACGUCUUAUCAUCGACUCAUUAAGGCUCCUGUGCAGCAGCACUAUUUCCUUUUCCAACAGCCAGAUCGAUCGCCUUCAAAUUGAAAGCUGCAUCAUAUGCAUUUCUCCGUGUCUUUGCCAUGAUGAGGGUGACAAAAUGACUACCGUAAUCAGAAUGAUGGAAAGUUUGAGCGCACUCGAUUUACGUCACAUUAUGUGACAGUGCUCAGUUUUUUGGCGGCAUGAAUUUGUGAAAGCGGGAAAAAUCCAUAAAUUAGCCGAGUCAUUGUAUAAAGCGCAAGGUUCAUAGCGUGGGAAAAAAGUAGCGGCUUAUAGUCCGGAAAUUACGGUACUGAGACA
Molecule: messenger RNA, 5416 nt
Organism: Salvelinus fontinalis (brook trout)
Lineage: Eukaryota; Metazoa; Chordata; Actinopteri; Salmoniformes; Salmonidae
Product: retinaldehyde-binding protein 1-like
Exons: 7
Coding region: 2220-3143 (307 amino acids)
Cellular component (GO): membrane
Molecular function (GO): phosphatidylinositol bisphosphate binding
Source: RefSeq, a predicted model, not a curated record